This is a messenger RNA of Pseudo-nitzschia multistriata, 1219 nucleotides long. The record is from the annotation of a GenBank genome assembly. Lineage: Eukaryota; Bacillariophyta; Bacillariophyceae; Bacillariales; Bacillariaceae.
CGAARCCCUGUCUUCAUUUACGACAAAGUAUUAAGUUUCCUGUUUUGUGGAUUGCUUUCAAUCCGUCGACAAUUCAUUCAGAUUGCGCUUGCACGGGUAUUCCAAGUCCAUAAACAAUCCAUAAAUGAAACCUACGGUCAAAACAGCAGUUGCCACCAUGCAGCAAGUCGGAAGAAGGUUCUCUUCCGCUUGCUCGAGCAACAACAAUAACAUUGGUAUUUGUCGAGUUGGGUCCUUCUGCUCAGUUCCUUCCUCCCCUUCUCAACAACUAAAAAAGCAGCAGACGUCCAUGACAACAAGAACGAAGCUUGCUCGAUUAACGCAACAAGUAGUAGCGACCGCUGCUACACAAACGCGAUCGAAGAGCUCGAUGGCUAUGAAUUACGAUCAAUCUGGAAAUUUGGCAACGGCGACGACGGCGAAUGCUACCUUUGAUCAAUCCGUUAGAGAACCCUUCCCAUCAAUCGUGCUAGGCCCAGAAAAAUCUAUCGAACCAAAAGGCCCCUUUGCAGAGGCGCAAGCUCAGGUAAGCCAUAUUUCCAGUGUUUACGAAAAGACGUUGAAAUGCUGAAUAUAGGGUGCAAAUGACUUAUAGAGGACCUUUCGGUGAUGUUAUUUCACGAGGAGGCUUGUAUGGGAAAGGUCGGAGAUCUUUUGAACUAUCGAGACCAAUCAUUUGAUUUCAAUUAGAUUUUGUUUCUCACAUAGCAAGAUCCCUCUCCGUCUUGUCUCUAUUCUGAUCAUCACUCCACUCUUCCGUGCCGAAUCCUUUUAGUUUCUUGAUCCUGAUAUGGACAUGGUCGAGACUCUCAAAGAAGGGUUACUCAAGACUGAUAUGGGUAUUGUAGCUCACUAUUAUAUGGAUGUUGAAUUGCAAGGAAUUUUGCAGUCUCUGAAGAAUUCGCACCCUGAUUUGAAGCACAGAAUCGGAAUUGCCGAUUCUCUCAAAAUGGGAGACCAAGCAGUAGACAUGUGUCGUGACCACGGUGUAACGAGUGUCGUUUGCUUGGGUGUCGACUUCAUGUCAGAAUCGGUUCAAGCGAUUUUAGGCAAAAAUGGAUUUGCAGACAUCCCUGUCUACAGAGCAACAGCGAAACAUAUUGGGUGCUCGCUGGCAGAAUCAGCCGAAACUGAGCAAUACCGAGGUUGGUUACAAAAAGAAUCUAAGAAGGCUUUGGAUGAAGGUUGUGUUCCUUUGCAUGUCAUUUAUAUCAACACG